UGUCCGUAGGGGCCAGAACUUGCGAGUGAAAAAUAGGUUCGCGAAGUCUAAAGCAAGGAAUGGAUACCAUAUCCUAGAAUUGCUUAGCGGCAAAUCGGCAAUCGGCCACUCGCAACUCCAAUUCUCUCUCGAACUCUUCUAGUCUUCUUCAGUCGGUGCCGUCAAGCACGUAUCACGCCUGUGACUGGUCGCUGGUCGGCCAUCUGACGGUCAGCGCACGGCGGCUGAGCACCGUUUAGCCUCUAGCCUAGUAGCUGAUACUCCACAGCCCCUUGACUGUGCUUCUUCUUCGCCUGAUAAGGAAGACCGCGAGAUAAUUAAAAAGGAAAGUCAAUCUGACGGACAAAACCGUAGGAAUCGGAGAAGAGAAGGAUGAAGGAAGAAGACGGUAAUAUGAGUAGCACCAUGGCUGCCGCCACAGUGGAUACUGGCAAGGCUGACAGACCAGUAUGGCUGAUGAAGUGUCCAUUAGUUGUCUCCAAAUCAUGGCAGUCUCAGGCGGCGGCGGCUUCCUCCUGCUCCCCCACAGAUAUUCCGCUAGUUGGUAAAGUUGUUGUUUCUCUCGAUCCUCUCCAACCAGAAGAUUCUCACCAAUUUACCAUGGAACUGGCUGAUAAUGAUGUUGGGAACAUCCCCAAAGGGUACUCUUUGAAUAUGUUCAAAGAUUUUGUACCGAUGUGUAUUUUCUCUGAGACAAAUCAAGGAAAGGUUUCCAUUGAAGGGAAAGUUGAUCAUAAAUUUGACAUGAAGCCUCACACUAGGAAUAUGGAGGAAUACAGGAAAAUGUGUCGGGAAAGAACAAAUAAAUCAAUGGUUAAGAACAGACAAAUACAGAUAAUCGAUAAUGAUCGUGGUGUACACAUGAGGUCUAUGCCUGGAAUGAUGGGUUUGAUUGCAUCAACUUCUAAGGAGAAAAAGAAAGCAACUGCAGUUAAGGGACCUGAAGUAAAAAGAACUAGAAGGGAUCGUGGAGAACUGGAGGAUAUCAUGUUUAAGCUUUUCGAAAGACAGCCUAAUUGGACGUUGAAGCAGCUUGUCCAAGAAACAGACCAGCCUGCGCAAUUUUUGAAGGAGAUACUAAAUGAGCUGUCAGUGUAUAAUAAGAGGGGAGCAAACCAAGGCACAUAUGAGCUGAAGCCUGAGUAUAAGAAAUCUGCAGAGGACACUACUGAUGCAGACUAGAUGUCUUAUAAAGAAACACAAGUGAACAUUGUAUGAGUAAAUUCCACCGCUAAUUGUACUAAUGCUGAUGUAUUUUACCUGGUAAAUUUGCUGAAUAUUGCUAUUAUUAAUUAGUUCCGAAUAGUACAUGCAUAGGGCAUGUAAAUGGGUAGCAUAAUGGAGUGAGGUUGUUUUCUUUUGAUCUGUUUUCAGUCUCAGACCAGACUUAAACAGAUCAGACCAGAUCGGACUUGGAUAGUUAUAAAAUACACAGAGACCAAACAUUUACCAGACUAGUUCAGAUCUGACCAGAUCGGAUCAGGCCAUCAUAUUUCAGUCCAAAAGAAAACAUCCUGACUUCCCGAGUAUAUGUAGAUGCAUUCUCUCUUGAAUAUAAAGAAACACCCACUGGAAAGCAUGCCCAUUUACAUUCCAUGGUUUUAAAUUGCUGAUUGCAUUACGUAAUAUUAUUAGUCAGUUAUUACUAAUGUAUUAAAUCCCA
This is a messenger RNA of Cuscuta europaea, 1663 nucleotides long. The record is from the annotation of a GenBank genome assembly. Lineage: Eukaryota; Viridiplantae; Streptophyta; Magnoliopsida; Solanales; Convolvulaceae.